UCAGGAUUUUAGGGGUGCUUAGGUGGGGCAUGGCCAAAGACAGAUGGGGACCCCCUGCUCUCCAUUUGGGUUGGCUUUUCUGGCCGCUGCAGACCUCGAGGCUGAGUGGACUCCACCCGCAGGGCCCGGUCACCUUCGAGGACGUGGCCGUGUACUUCUCCCGGGAGGAGUGGACGCUCCUCACUCCCACCCAGAGGAGCCUGUACAGGGAGGUGAUGCUGGAGAACUUCGCGCUCACCGUCUCGCUGGGCCCCGAUGACCCGAUGACCCGCCUCUCUGCCUCUGUGCCCUGUCAUUGCCCCUUCCCUGUGCUCAGGCGUCUGUUCCUCGGCGUAGACGCAGCCUCCUCACAGAGCUCACUGUCACCGGCAGCUCGGGCCGCCGGAAGCCUGCUGCAGGGGCGUGAUGGGGAGGCCCCGCUCCCCGCACUGCCCCUCGCCCCUUUCUCUCCCAGACAGUCCCCAGCCGCCUCCUGGCCGUCUGUGCUCCUGGCCGUCUGCGUCCCACGCACACGGGGGUAGAAGUACACGGCCACAUGUCUCCUCUCUCUCCCAGCUGUUGGCACCUGACCUUGCUGUUUCAGGGUGUCCCCGGGGACUGGACGACGCGGAGGCCCCUCCGCAGGUGAAGAGCUGCAGAAUCCACCUGCCGGAGAAGCACCCUCGGCGUGGGGGG
Messenger RNA from Myotis brandtii (Brandt's bat), 675 nucleotides. RefSeq names its product zinc finger protein 549-like. The transcript is spliced from 2 exons. The coding region runs from base 30 to 521 and encodes 163 amino acids. Gene Ontology annotation, biological process: regulation of DNA-templated transcription. The record is from RefSeq and is a predicted model, not a curated record. Lineage: Eukaryota; Metazoa; Chordata; Mammalia; Chiroptera; Vespertilionidae.